UUAGCUGUGAUCAGGAAUGCAUCACAUUUGGUGUUGCACCAAGCUCGAGUCUCUGGAGUACUGGCCAAGCCCCAGGGCACUGGGUUUUGGGUGCUACUUUGUACACAUAUUUAUCUUUUUGUGGACAUCUCUUUUGCCUGAUGUAGGGGAGGGCCACUCAUAGCAGUGACUUUUUUGAUUUCACACUCCUUGUCCCUGUUCCCCUUUCCACAAUAGCUGCAAUGUAAUGUUUCAGUAGAGCAAGGCUUUGCAAAUUUGGCUCAAUGAGACAUGGAGCAAACAGCUUUUCAGAGAGCUUCAGCUCAGCUGUCAGAAGGGGCAGUUUGGUCUUUGUGCAAGCAGUACUCGCAUUCCAAACUGCAUUAGGGAAAAGCUGCUGGGUUUUUAUGCAUUUUUAUUAUCAGUUCCAGAUUAGGAAUCUGAUACUAAUUUUUUCUUAAAGCCAGUGUUCAGAGUACAGCUUAUAUUCUAAAACAAAACCAGGAUUGUGAUGUUUUUCUCUUGCUAGCUUGCUCUUUUUUGGUUUGCUCUUUUUUUUCCUCUCCCUGGCUUUACUCCAAGGACCUUUUCUGCUUUUUGCUACACUCUCAAGAUGAAGCACCGGAUGGUUACAGCAGUGCUGGUGGCACUGGUACAGGUUUCACAGAGUUUCCCUGCCUUGUACCACCGAGGCUGGUGGAGGCUGCUGAGGGAAGGAGAUAGCUGUGGAAAAUGUGAUUUGGCACUCUGCUCUGAGCCCAAGGACUGUCCAGCCGGGGCUGUGCUGGAUCGCUGCGGCUGCUGCCCGGAAUGUGGGAACGUGGAAGGUCAGAUCUGCGACUUGGACCAGGGCAAUCAUUUCUAUGGGCAGUGUGGGGAUCACCUCGAGUGCAGGCUGGAUGCCGAUGAAGCAAGGUUUGGGGAAGUCCCUGAACCCCAAUGUGUGUGCAAAUCUCAAGAAAGCAUCUGUGGAUCUGAUGGGAAAACCUAUGAAAACAUCUGUCAGUUCAACAAGGCUUAUGCUGCGAAAAGAAACAUCAGCAUGAAACAUAAAGGGCCAUGUGAAUCAGCUCCUGUUAUUUCUAUGCCGCCUCAGGAUGCCCAGAAUUACACUGGCAAUGAUGUCAUUUUUGGCUGUGAGGUGUCAGCCUAUCCUAUGCCACAGCUGGAAUGGAAAAAAAAGGGGAAUAAAAUGUUUCUGCCAGGAGAUGAUACCCACGUCUCCGUUCAGGCAAGAGGUGGGCCUCAGAAGUAUGGUGUGACAGGCUGGCUGCAGAUUCAAGGACUCAAAAAAUCAGAUGAAGGCGUUUAUAUCUGCCACACCAAAAAUAAGCAUGGUGCAACAUAUGCCUCUGCAAGAUUGAAAGUCAUUGAUGGCCCGUCUCCUGCAUUUGCAUUCACUGCUGGCAGUAGAAGUGCAAGCUACAGCGUUGAAUACGAGGAGUAUUAUGACACCUCUGAUGAGGAAGAUGAUGAAGAAUAUGAAUCCGGGAACUACGAUAAUGAAAACAAUUCUGAAUAAUAAUUUUUAUACAUCUCUUGUCCAAAUCCUUUCACACUGUUAUAUUUACCAGUAGUCUCUGUUCUGUAAAUGGCUCUUGUGAUAACACACAUACUUACUUGUGUAUCCACCUUCCUGAAAUGCAGCUCUGGAUGAAGUGUUUCGUGCUACUCACCAGAAGUAAGAACAGUUGUAACACCAUAUAUUUAGACUAUUAAAUAAAAUGCUUCAGCAUGCACCUUCCCACGAAAUAUGUCAAAGGGAUGAAAUUUUAUAUUAAUUGUUAAAUUAUCUUUUAAUUUCUUUCAGACAUUCUAAUUUGUUCAGCAAAAAUGCCAAUAAUCUAACAAAAUUUUUAUUUUCUAUCAAUUUUCUUUUUUUCUGUAAAGUACUAAGAAAUAUCAAGAGAUUGUUCACAUGGCAACAAACCUAAGUAUGGAGGUAGCAAAACAGUCUUUAAUUUCCUUAGUUCAUGUUUUCUCAUGAGUUUCAGCAGGAUUUUCCUUCUCAUAUGAAAUUUUCUGUGUCUCAUCAAAGGUGAAUUAUCUGUCUUUUGGGGGAUGUUUUUGUUUACUGUUAAUAGAUACGUGAAGCAAUCAUGGUCUAAAGGCAGUAGGUGCUGACUUACUGUCAAUACUCAAACACAGCCAGAAAAGAUUCCUUGUGCAUUCAAACUUCUGAGCACACUUUUGGGCUCCUUCUGAUUCUGCAGCAGCUCCUGCAUUGCUGCCCCCAGCAAUGUCUCCCUCCCAGCACCCUUGGGGCAGUUCAGGUUUGGGAUCAUGAUCUUCCCCCAAACAGGAUGCUGGUUGGUGGGAAUUCCUGCAGUUAAAAGGCAGCAGCUGCUCUGUAGCUCCAUGCAGGCCCUCCAAACACACAGGGAUUGCACUCUGGAGCCAGGAUCUGUGCUCUGUCUGGGGCUGUGAACAAGUUACCCCCAUCCCUGAGCCAUCAGCAUUGCCAGGCUGCUGAAAGAGCAGCAAACCAGCAGAACACAUGAACAUUGUUCCAACUGCCCCAUGAACCAGACAGCAAAGGAGAUGGAGUCAAAAGCACAGCACUUCCAAGGGCUGAAUGAGCACCCUGAGAAAUUUCUCUGAUUGCUUGUGUUAACUAAUUAAUGAAGGCUGGCUCUGAGUUAAUGGGCAAUGCAAAACACCAACCCUGCUCUUACACCUCUGGUUCCCACUGGCUGAGGGCAGACGAACAGCAGUAAAGGACUGAGCACAUCCAGGACGAAGGCAGCAGAAGCCCUGGCAUGAGCAGGGGAAGCCCUGGCAUGAGCAGGCUGGGGCACGGCCCGAGCAGUGCCCUGCACACACAGAGCUGUCCCCUCUGCACUCACUGGGACAGGGAGCCUUUAAAGGCACUGGACACGCACACUGUGUAGAAUUUUUAAUGCAUAUACAAUGCCUCACAAAUUCUUCUUUUAAUGUGUUAUUUGUGCCUUUUCUUGCUAUCAGAAAGAUUUUUCUUUUCAAUUUGAAAUUCUUUAAGAAAUUGGCUAUAGACAGUGUUUGCCCUGAGGUAUUAUUGACCUCUGUCCAGCAAACAAGCAAAGAAUAAUUUAUCUCAUUUCAGGCUUCAUGGGGUAUUGUCAGCUUAUGAGAAGAAAGUGUGUCAUUGUGUUAUUGAAAAAGAUUAAUUAGUUUUAAUUAGGAAUAGGAAAUGGCUGGCUUAAUAUUUAACUAUUGAUUUUGGUUUUAUGGACUCUUCCUGGUCUUGUGAUAUGUUAAUAACUUUUUUUUCUUAUCCACUAUAUAUUAACAUAAAACUAUCUGAUAGAAAUUACUGAUUACUUUUUAUGGAACUAUUUAAUAUGCAAACAUAUCCUCAAGAUCAGUUGUGAUCUGCAUUGCAAAUUAAUGAAUUAGAUUACUAAAGUAAUCACUAAAUGGUGGCAAUAUAGAUUGGUAUAAUAUAGUACAUGGCACAGAAAAUAAUCUUGAAAUCAUUAGCCAUCGAAAGAAAUUAGAAUUCUUGAGGGCCUUUUGCUGUUGUUAAUGGAAAAUGAAAAACAGAAAGAAAAGAAUGUUUAAAUGAGAACAUGUGCAGCAGAACUCCAGCAAAUACAUGCAAGUGCUUGUCCUGAUGGAGUAUGUCUAUUUAAGAAAAGCUAAGGGUCUCAGAACAAAGAAUUCUAAAUGAAAUACACUGCAUUUCUCUCUCUA
Molecule: messenger RNA, 3651 nt
Organism: Zonotrichia leucophrys gambelii
Lineage: Eukaryota; Metazoa; Chordata; Aves; Passeriformes; Passerellidae
Product: kazal-type serine protease inhibitor domain-containing protein 1-like
Exons: 4
Coding region: 593-1501 (302 amino acids)
Biological process (GO): regulation of signal transduction; regulation of cell growth
Cellular component (GO): interstitial matrix; extracellular region
Molecular function (GO): insulin-like growth factor binding
Source: RefSeq, a predicted model, not a curated record